This is a messenger RNA of Effrenium voratum, 429 nucleotides long. The record is from the annotation of a GenBank genome assembly. NCBI's taxonomy places the organism in Eukaryota, Dinophyceae, Suessiales, Symbiodiniaceae.
AUGGCGGCACGGAGAGCGCGGCGUUGGGCGCUGGCUCUGCUGCUGCUGCCGCUGCUGGCGCUUCCCUGGCGAGAGGCCUUCAGCCCUGUGCGAGGCCUGAGCGCGGCCGCCGCCGUGCUGCUGCUGGCACCUGUGGUGAGGGCGGAUGAUAUGAACUAUGAGGAGUUCCUGUCCUCGCUGCAGAAAGAGGCGGAAGCGGGGCGCGUGGAGCGGGAGCAGCGGGAGAAGAGCCCGACGGGGAAACUGCAAGAUGCCGCAGAGAUGGCGCAGAUCCUCAGCGAUCUGCAGCAGUUCUCCUCGAAGAUGGAGUCCUUGGGAGUGAAGGAUGAUCUGAUGCAGGUGGUGGGCAAAGUGAAGCCCGAGGCAGCUGCCCCUAAGGCUGAGAAGCCUGACAUGAGCUUCGAGGAGCUGGUGGCCUCAUGGAAGUGA